ACAUGAUCAAGUGAUCCGUGCAGCACCUUAACAUCACUACUAAUUAAAUCAGAGGCUCCUUUUCAGUUUUCAACGUACCAAAAAUGUAAGCUCUGACUCUGAGCUUGAGGGACGCACUCAUGUCCAUGGCGCUAAUCGCCCAACCUCACUUUGUUCCUGGAAGUGCUGGAAUCUCUGGGACUAGACGCAUAUGGAAGAAGAAGAAGCCUUGGAUUGGUUUCGAUUCGAGAAAUGAAUUGAGUUUAUGGAGAAAACACCUAUUGAAACCCAAUGGAGCUUCUUCUAUUUGUUGCUCAUAUGGUACAGACAAGGAUCCUCUCUUACCUUCUAUCCAGCAAUUAACCGAUGCUCGUCUCAUUUAUAGUGUAUCUGCAGCAUUGGGUCAUAACAAGGAGUCACAUCCAGAAUGCAGUGCAAGAGUUCCUGCCAUUGUUAGUGCUCUUGAGAAGAAUGAGCUCACUCCUAAGCUCCGUGGCUCACAGAUUCUUGAACUCGCAAAUUUCAGGACUGCAAGUAUAGAAGAUAUUGCAAAUGUUCACGACAGGGCUUAUGUCUUUGGCCUAGAGAAGGCAAUGGAUGAAGCUUCAGAUUCGGGACUAAUUUUCAUCGAAGGCUCUGGACCAACAUAUGCCACUUCCACGACAUUUCAAGAUUCACUUAUCGCAGCAGGAGCGGGAAUGGCUUUAGUUGAUUCAGUGAUCGCAGCAUCCAGAAAGAGUCCAGAUCCUCCCACUGGUUUUGCAUUGAUAAGGCCUCCAGGACACCACGCUGUGCCAAAAGGUCCAAUGGGGUUCUGCGUUUUUGGAAAUGUGGCAAUCGCAGCUCGUCAUGCCCAACGCGCACAUGGUCUGAAGCGCGUCUUCAUAAUUGACUUUGAUGUUCACCACGGGAAUGGCACAAAUGAUGCAUUUUCUGAGGACCCUGAUAUAUUCUUUCUGUCAACGCAUCAGGACGGAAGCUAUCCUGGAACAGGAAAAAUCAGUGACAUAGGUAAAGGAAAAGGUGAAGGUACCACUCUAAAUUUACCACUACCUGGAGGGUCAGGUGAUAUUGCAAUGAGAAGUGCUUUUGAAGAAAUCAUAGUUCCAUGUGUUCAACGGUUCAAGCCAGAUCUUAUUCUUGUUUCUGCUGGGUAUGAUGCUCACGUCCUGGAUCCACUAGCAAAUCUACAGUUCACGACAGGAACGUACUACUCAUUGGCGAAAGAUAUAAAGCGGUUAGCGAAAGAAGUGUGCGGAGGACGUUGUGUGUUUUUCUUGGAAGGAGGAUACAACCUUGAGUCACUUUCAUCAUCUGUGGCAGACUCGUUUCGAGCAUUGCUUGGAGAAGAAAGCUUGGCAUCAGAGUUUGAUAACCCAGCCUAUUUGUAUGAAGAACCAAUGAGAAAGGUGCGAGAUGCAAUAGAGAGAGCCAAAAGUAUUCAUUGCUUAUAACUUAUAUAACAAAGGAUUUGCUUGGGAAAUUCUCCAUAGUUUCCAUACUAUGUCUUAAACUAUCAGGACUUAUGUUAUUUUGUAAAGCUGUUGGGAUUAUAUAAAUUAAUAAUAUACAAUACGGAGAUGUAGAGUUUAUA
Capsella rubella is the source of this 1573-nucleotide messenger RNA. Its product is annotated as histone deacetylase 14. Bases 120 to 1433 code for a protein of 437 amino acids. The record is from RefSeq and is a predicted model, not a curated record. Gene Ontology annotation, biological process: chromatin organization. Gene Ontology annotation, cellular component: histone deacetylase complex. The transcript has 10 exons. Gene Ontology annotation, molecular function: histone deacetylase activity. NCBI's taxonomy places the organism in Eukaryota, Viridiplantae, Streptophyta, Magnoliopsida, Brassicales, Brassicaceae.